This is a messenger RNA of Aspergillus sclerotioniger CBS 115572, 1109 nucleotides long. RefSeq lists its product as uncharacterized. The record is from RefSeq and is a predicted model, not a curated record. NCBI's taxonomy places the organism in Eukaryota, Fungi, Ascomycota, Eurotiomycetes, Eurotiales, Aspergillaceae. Bases 1 to 1062 code for a protein of 353 amino acids. The transcript has 3 exons.
AUGACCUCCCUUGACCGGAGAUACAGUGCCUACCUCGAACAGACAAGACAACCUAAACUAUACGCUAUCUUAAUCACCUUUACCGUUCUCAGCACCCUAGCCGUUAUUCUUCGCUUCGUCUCCCGCUACAUUGGCGGCGUUGGCUUUCGUCGCGAGUGUGUCUUGAUUUUAGUGGGAUGGGCAAUAUUCAUGUGCUUCAUCGGGAUCGGGAUAGGCGAUAUUGUCAACAGUGGCCUCGGCCUACAUGAAGCCCGCGUCAGUGACGAGAUGUUGGAAAGUUGGGCCAAAUACCUCCUCGGUUUCGUCUAUCUCUAUCUCCUCGGCACCGCCUUCCCCAAACUCUCCGUUUUGAGUCUAUAUCUUUCCAUCUUCACCAGACAACGGGUGCCUCGCAUCAUUUGCUACGUUACCGGCACGCUGAUCAUCUGCAAUGUGAUUGCGUUCGCGGGGGCCACCUCCGCCCUCUGCAUUCCUCUCCGCGCCUUCUGGGAUGACAAAGUCCAUGGUCACUGUUUCGAUGUGAACAAUUUGCUCCGUUAUCUCCGUUUCGUCAACAUCGUCUCCGAUGUUGUAGUACUAUGUUUUCCCAUUCCGCAUGUGAUUCACUUGCAGGCUCCGAAGCGAUUAAAGGUCGGGUUAUUUAUAACUUGUGCUAUGGGAAGUUGUGGCCUCGUCGCUAGCAUCAUAUCCCUCUUCGAAUUCUUCACCACCAAUGCCACCACCGAUAACACCUGGACCGGCGCGCUAUUAGUCAUCUGGGCUGCCGUCGAGAUUGGCAUGUACAUCAUCGCCGCGUGUAUGAUUUCAUACCAACCUCUCGUCAAGUUUCUGUGGAGGAAGCUUCACCAGCGAGCGAAGGGUAAUAGCAAUGAUGCUUCGUUGACAGGCACUAGUAUGGAGGGGAGCGGAGCCCGGUGGACCCACAACAAGUACCGGGAUCAGUCCUCACUGGGAGAUGAAGAAGCGAUGGAAUUAGUUUCCGUGGCGGAGAUGGAUAUUGUUUCGAGACCCCCACCGACUGCAAAGGGGAUUAUGGUUACGAGUCGAAUUACAGUUGAGUAGGGGGGUAAUUUGGAUGGGAAUGCGACAUGAGGGGCGUUUGGCGAAUG